Messenger RNA from Drosophila biarmipes, 1279 nucleotides. It is a transcript of the gene RacGAP84C, whose product is annotated as GTPase-activating protein RacGAP84C. Lineage: Eukaryota; Metazoa; Arthropoda; Insecta; Diptera; Drosophilidae. The record is from RefSeq and is a predicted model, not a curated record. The annotation marks the transcript as partial. The transcript is spliced from 3 exons. Gene Ontology annotation, biological process: signal transduction.
AAUCGCCAGCUUGUGCACAUUCGUGCGAUUAGUGCCUCUGAAAGCCAGGCGCCUUCAGUCCGAUUUUAUUUGCUGGCCAAUCGUCCCACAAUGCAGAACAGGCGGAGGCUUUUGCGGGAGUACAGAUCCUACGAUGAUCUCAGCGAGCACUUCCGAAUGUUCGGGUCGCAGUCCCUGGACUCUCUGCAGGAUCGUGUGGAUAUGAACCCCAGUGGCAGCGAUGGCAUCUCCACCGACGGACUGGACUACUACCAGAGCUGCUCUCAGUCCCAUUCGGGGCUGCUGAGGGAGCACAACUUCAAGGUGAAGUCCUACUACUACAAAGUGGGCAAUUGCGUACACUGCAGAAAGAGGAUCCGCUUCGCCAUGGCCAGCCUGCGGUGCCGGGCGUGUCCGCUCCGCUGCCACAUCGCCUGCUGUCGCCAGCUGACGGUGAACUGCAUUCCACAGCCCCAAAUGACCGCGAAGCGUGGUAAUCUCAGCGAUUAUGCGCCCCGGGUGGCGCCCAUGGUGCCGGCCCUAAUUGUCCAUUGUGUCACUGAGAUCGAGGCGCGGGGCCUGCAGCAGGAGGGGCUCUACCGGGUGUCCUCGACGCGGGAAAAGUGCAAGCGGCUGCGGCGGAAGCUGCUGCGUGGCAAGUCCACGCCGCACUUGGGCAACAAGGACACCCACACACUGUGCUGUUGUGUGAAGGACUUCCUUCGCCAGUUAUCACAUCCUCUGAUACCCAUUUACCAUCGGAGGCAUUUCGAGGAGGCCACGCGGCUGGAAGAUCCCUUGGCCGUCGAGAUGGCGGUCUAUCUGGCGGUCCUCGAGCUGCAGCAGGCCCACAGGGACACGCUGGCCUACCUGAUGCUCCACUGGCAAAGAGUGGCGGAAAGCCCAGCCGUCCGCAUGACGGUGAACAAUCUGGCCGUGAUCUUUGCCCCAACUCUCUUCGGGGAUCUGGACCUGACCCUCGAAAAUGUGGUCAUCUGGCAGCGGGUUCUGAAGGUGCUGCUCCUCUUGCCCCCUGCAUUUUGGGCCCAGUUCCUGGAGGUCCAUCCGCUGCCCACUCCCUUGGGCAGUACCUAUGACUUCGAGGAGCGGUACCAUCAGGGGCACUGGGACCACUCGUCGAAUCUGGGAUGGACUUCCGUUAAGACCUACUUUAGAUCUAUGGCAAACCUCAGCAGCACUAACCUGUAGUGUAAAGCGGAUGACUGAUUGUUGAUUUAAGUGGAAGCAUUUCUAUUGAACAAAGAAAUAGAAAUAGAAAACCCUUCGGUGAUUCCUAGCA